Molecule: messenger RNA, 4362 nt
Organism: Erpetoichthys calabaricus (reedfish)
Lineage: Eukaryota; Metazoa; Chordata; Cladistia; Polypteriformes; Polypteridae
Gene: sgcd
Product: sarcoglycan, delta (dystrophin-associated glycoprotein)
Exons: 8
Coding region: 214-1080 (288 amino acids)
Biological process (GO): cardiac muscle tissue development; heart contraction
Cellular component (GO): sarcoglycan complex; sarcolemma
Source: RefSeq, a predicted model, not a curated record
UGUUUCAGUUAAAGCUGCUGGAAAAAGGGACGGUAAAACUGUCCAGGAAAUUCCUUCAGCCUGGGCAGGGACUUGGCGGAGAGGCUGCAAUUGGAAAAUCUGACAGGGGGGCAGCCUGGAGUCUGUCAGGCUAGGCCUCAUGCACUUUUUAAGAAGCACUCAAUCUUCUUUCAUCUUCCCGACUCACCCUGAGUUUCUACCAAAGAGCACGAGAUGACCCAGGAACAAUACACACAUAGAAACAAUGUCCAGAGUUCUGAAGCACCGCACGUAUAUAAAGUGGGAAUUUAUGGCUGGCGGAAACGCUGUCUCUACUUUUUUGUCCUUCUGCUGAUGGUCCUAAUCCUGGUCAACCUUGCUUUGACAAUCUGGAUCCUGAAGGUCAUGAAUUUCACAAUCGAUGGCAUGGGUCACCUGAGAAUUACAGAGAAAGGUCUGACACUAGAAGGGGAUUCAGAAUUCCUUAAACCUCUUUACGCCAAAGAAAUUCAGUCCAGACCAGGUAGUCCACUUCUCCUUCAGUCAUCCAAAAACAUAACUAUCAACAUUCUUAAUGGUCAAAACAAGGCUGCUACGAGGGUAGUCGCAGGAUCCAAAGGAGUGGAAGCUUUUGGGAAGGUUUUUGAAGUGAAAUCUAACACAGGAAAAACAUUGUUUUCUGCUGCUGAUCAUGAGGUGGUGGUUGGUGCUGACAGGCUACGAGUGUUAGGAGCUGAAGGAGCUGUGUUUAGCAACUCAGUCGAAACACCUCAAGUCAGAGCGGACCCCUUUAAAGAACUUAGGAUGGAAUCCCCAACUCGUUCUUUGUUUAUGGAGGCUCCAAAAGGUAUUGAAAUCUUAGCAGAAGCUGGGAAUAUACAGGCUACAUGCAGAAAUGAAAUGAGACUUGAGUCGAAAGAUGGCGAGAUCACAUUAGAAGCUAACAAAAUCAAGUUACCCAGACUGCCCAAAGGAAUAUACUCAGCUUCUGGCUCAAAGCAGAAAGUAUACGAGGUCUGCAUCUGUCCAAACGGGCGGCUCUUCUUGUCGGUGGCGGACAGUGGCUCCACCUGCCAGAUAAACUCUAGCGUCUGUCUCUGAAAGGGAAAACAAACAAAUGAGCAGAGGCCUUUGUAGCACCCAACAGGCUUUUUUUAAUGACAGACAGCGGAAAAAGCCUUUGUAGGUGAUGAAAAGGGCCUCUCAGAGACGUUCAGCGUGACAGCUUUUUAUCCACUGCUUUGAAGAAUGUUUCAGUACAAGAAUAACUAGGGUGAUCACCUUUUAAAAAUGGAACUCUAUAAAAAAAUGACUUUUUCUACAUCGCUCUUACUGUUAACUGUCUAGACAUUUUAUUUCUAAGUUUUAAUUAAAUUUCCUAAUUAUAUUAUAUGAGGGGGGUUUGUGCUUAACAGCUUAGUAGGAAGCAGCCACCAUUAGGUGUAAUUGCUGCUGUUUACCACAAGUGGCCUCCAACUUGCUGGCAGGAAAUUACUGGAAGAAGUACCUUGGCAGACAUGUCAGUGUAGGGUGUCUGGGUGAGGGGGGUGCCAGCCAGACUGCUUCUCACUUUCAAGCACUUGCUCUGCACUUACAGUGCAUGAAGUGCAGCAGAGCUGGGAGCCUGGUGGUGAGCUGGCAGGCCCAUUGACGUGUUACAGAAUUUUAAAUGAAAACUCUCUUCUGUAACUGCUGGUCACCAAAGGAAGAAAUCACGAUAGCUCAUGCUGGUAGUCUUCUUUUCUGAUUUAGAGAAGAGAAAUGAAAGCAAAUAUAUGCUGGCUAUUAGUUAAAAAAGCUAUUAAAGUCUCCAUUGACGUGUAUUGACUGUGGCUAUCCAAACCCAGUAUUUUAAAGGAGUUACUCAGUUAUGCCAGUUUUUAGCAAUCAUUAAAUUUUGUCAAAUCAAAGUUGACUGUGAACUAGACAAAACUGUAAAAAUGUACUUGACAGACCAUCUCAAAUUAUUAUUAUUUUCUAACUUAAUAAUGUAACGGCAUACCACUUAAUUAUUCAGUAAUGAUGGACUCCAGGAUAUAUCACCUUGCUGUGGAAAUUGGUGAUUUUUUUUUUUCUUAUGUGAAAAUGUCAAGUUCAUUUUUAUUCCUUUUGUUUAGUUUAUUCGUGCUAAAGAUAUGAAAGUGUUCAGUUACAGUAUGGUUUGCUGAAUUUAUGCCUAGUAACUGAAUAUUUAUAUUUUAAGCAUUUUAAAUAAACAUGAGGUAUUCAAAAAGUCUAAUUACAAAAGCUAACAUAGAUAAGCUGAAAUUUGAACUACAGAAUUUUUUAAAUAACACUCUUAGCCAAUUUUCCACACAAUCUCCUAAUCGAUCCCCACAUUUUGCCAGCCCCGCUAAUUUUCUACAUAACUUCCUAAUCGAUCAAGACAUUUUUUGCAAUGCAAGACUAGAAUUUUUAUAUCCUUUUUGUGAACUCUUCAUUCAAAUUACAAAAUCAAUUAAUUACUGAAUUUUUCACGCCUUUCUAUGUGCAUUUAACACAGAAAACUGAAUGCUAAAAGAAGAUUCUGGUGGCAAGUGUUUGAGUGCACUGCUCACUCUCCUUCUCCUGAUAAAACUUUAUGAACUGCAGUGAGAUUAAUAAAGAUGUAUUUUUUUCAUAAUAUGGACAGGAUUUUCAAAAAAAUUGUUGUAAACAAAUAAUUUAUGAUGGCAAAAUUGUGUAGAUUGAGUGGGAGAUUAUUUUGAAAAACAAUAUAGAUUUACACUGAUUGUAAAGAGAUUUUGUGACGGGGGGGAUUUUUAAACAAAUUCCCUUAAAGUGGCGUGUCUCACCCUUCUGGGGCAUUCCCUUUGCAUUUUUGCAGCAGUGUCUGGUGGCAUUUCAUUUAUUUUUUAUUAAAUUUACCUCAGCAAAUAUCCAAAUGUAUCUGCACAUUUAUUUGUGUAGUGUCAUUGGAGGACAACGUAGAUUUUAAUGCCACAGGAGUGGGAUGGUCUCUUGCCCUUUCCAAUUUUCACUGAAAAUUUUUGACUGUUAUUCCUUACUAGUCUGAUUUGGACAAAGUGGCUUAGAACACAGAUGGACAUCUCAUGCCACAUUUGCAUUGUAUUUGCAAAAAUAGGCAUGGCAGUGCCCAGCUUCCAGCACCUGUCUGUAUGUAUCAUUCUUGAAUGGCUACAGGACUCUCUUCUUUUUACCAGUAUUGUUCCUACUGCCAGUCCUCUAUGGACCCCUUUUAUUUAUCUUCUCAUCUACUGUGCCAAGGUGCUGGAAAAUAAUAUAGAAUUUAUCUUCAUGGGUAGAAGGGACAUAAAGGCGUCCAUCUUUAUAAAUAUGUCACUACAAUGAACAAUGAGUUGGAAAUUGGGACUGUUAUUUGAGUCCACAUAAUCAAUGCAAAUUAGAAAUCUUUUUAAGGUUGUGCCACCACCACUGCAAAAUUACACAUUUAUAGCCUUUUAGGGAUUAACAGUUCCCCCAGUUGAGAAACAUUUUAUUAACUAUUCUUUCCAAAUUAAAAAAAAAUGGGCUGCUUCAACAUGAAUAUGUCUUUGAAUUGAUAACUAGGCUGAGAAUGUAGUGUAUGAAAUGUCACUUGGUCACUGGAGGUGCAAACUGCCUGCUUUAAAAUCUACAUGGAUUGAGGGAAAAAUGUUGUAGUUGUUUUAUACCUUGUAUGUGCUGUUUUUAUAUCCCUAUAUAUAUAUAUAUAUAUAUAUAUAUAUAUAUAUAUAUAUAUAUAUAUAUAUAUAUAUAAAUGAAAACUGGUGGUCACCCUAACAAGACUAGUACUGGGACAUGAAGAUACACCCACUCUGUUGAAAGAGGGGAAACGUAACGUGCCUAUGCCUUUACUCAAUGCACUCAUGGCAAGGAGAAGCACAUCUUUUGUUUUCAUUUGAUUUUUUCUUCUGUGUGUAAAAAAGGAUGCAAAGAUUUUCAAGAUUCAUCUGUAUAUUUUCUUACUUUCUUUGUUUUAUUUAAAAUAUGCAGUCCAUAUUUAUUUCUAAAAUAGUAAAUAUGCUGUGUGUGAGCAUUUCUCUCACAUACAAAUAAAUCAUACUGUAGAUUUCCUUUGUUAAACAUAUUGGGAAGCAAUGGCAGCAGAAUAAAGAAAAUAUGAUAACCCAGUUAGAUUUUACUGCCAAAUAAUAUACAGUGCGAGUUGAGUAGAUUUAUAUGCACAAAAAAAUCCCAAAUAUGAAAACUGUUUAAAUGCAAGCUGGCAGCCACUAUAUGAGGAAUGAUUCAUAUGGUCAUUAAAAUCUUCAAAAGAAACUCUCAUAGGAAACUGACGUUAAAGCAAAGGUUCCAGAAUUACAGGGUGAAAGGUUCGUUUUCACACUAGUCGAAGUACCCGGCAUUGCCGGUAAAAAUACACGGGAGACACUUUCUUUUUUUCAAAAAGACAUACUCAGA